Podarcis lilfordi (Lilford's wall lizard) is the source of this 23365-nucleotide messenger RNA. The record is from the annotation of a GenBank genome assembly. Lineage: Eukaryota; Metazoa; Chordata; Lepidosauria; Squamata; Lacertidae.
GCGAGAGAGUGACGUGAGCGUCACUUCCCCCCACAAAAUGGCGGCCGUGGUGGGUCUGUCACCGUGCCGGGGCGUUGGGCCCCUUUUCGGGAAGGGCCUCUGUCUCCGGAGCGGCCUUGCCCGUUCCCUCGUGCGGCGGGGCUUGGUGAGACCCAGUGGCUCGACGGCGGUGUACGACGUGGUGGUAUCGGGUGGCGGCAUGGUCGGGACCGCCAUGGCUGCUGCACUGGGUAGGAGGCAGAUCACCAGGCUAGAGACCCUCCUUGCACAGGUCAUAUUCGUAAUUUUAAUCCCUGCAAGCUCCUGUCCUCGGGCUCGUUGGUGGUAUAUAGGGAACCAUUGGCCCUCCCGACGUAAUUUAGGCAAUAAAUGCGUUGUGGGCUACAGUGUUUACAGCUGUGCUGAUGUAUAUACAUUGUUACUGUUUUCUUCAAAUACACCAUUUAAGCGGCGAAUCUUCGCGAUAUGGACUGAAAUCUCAUGUCGGUCGUGUUGAGGAGUUUCAUACCAAUCAUGUAUUUCGCCAACAUUCAGUGCAUGCCAGUGGCAGCACCUGAAUAGACUGGAGGAACAGCUCUCUAAAGGGCUUUAACUGUAACAAUAUUCCAAGGUUAUUGGUGCAUGGAAUAUUCUGGCUGCGUCCAAAUAUUGAAGAAUGCAUUAACAUGUAUUCUUCUGAUCAGGUGGAGUUUGUUGUUAACAGUGUUAGCUUAUUCAGUAAAAACAACAAGGAGUUUUGUGGCACUCUGAAAACUAACACUUUGAUUGAAAGAACUAGUGUCCAUUUCACCAGAGUCCAUUUCAAGUGCUGCCCUGAGUUGUUUUUGUGAAUAUUUAUUCACAUGUACACUGACAUAUUUCUGCAUUUAAUUUUAUUUUGACUUCACUGCUUACAACCCCCUCCCCCCUCUGCUGCAACCAUGUGUUUAGAUAUCAGAAACUCGGGAUAACACAUCAUGUAUUGGAUGAAAUGGACUGUAGUCCACAGUUUAUUUGGCUCUAAAGAGAAAAGCUAGAACUGUUAGCUUUCACUUUUUGGAGUUAAAGAGUGCUAAACAAUUCUGCAUGUUCAGGGGAAGAUGUAAAAUAGAUCUCUUGUAAACUCCUGUUGCAGAACGUUAAAUUAUUGAUUAAUCUUGGUUAAAAUGUUAUUAAACAUCUGGCUUUUUCUUUUAAUAAGGGCAUGAUGUUCAUCUGUCUGAUAAGAAAAUUCUGCUACUUGAAGCCCGUCCAAAGAAAGUGUCUAACCAGUUGCCCAAGACUUACAGUAAUAGAGUCAGUGCUAUCACCCCUGGUUCAGCCACACUUCUCAGUAGUAAGUAUAGCAUUCGCCCGUUAUCUGGUUGCCAGCUAUGCAUGCAUGGGGUUUUGAUGUUGGGAUAUGAAAUUACAGGUGUGAGUCUAUAAAAGCCUGUGUGCCGCAUAGGAUACUGGCUUGGGAUAGAUGGUGAGAAUAAACCCCAUACAUUGUAGAACUGGCUUGAGUCACCUAGAGUAGAAUGCACCUAUAAUGGUCACUUGUUGAAAUUAAUUUUCAGGUUCACACGUGAGCUCUUUGUUUGGAGGUCAAAAAUAGUUACCAGCCUGUCAUAUUUCUGGCCUCAGUAAUCCUCUAGUGUUGUAGCUAGCAUCUAAUAAAAUAGUCUGUUGAUGUGAAAUUCUGGAGUUUCUUACUACAAUAUGUAGUGAUAGCUGCUUUAAAAGGGCAGCUUAAAAGCUGGGCAACUCUAAAAGGGAAUUAGACAAAUUCAUGGAAGUUAAGGCUAUCAAGAUCUGUUUGACUGGACCUAACUGUCCAGGGAUCCUUUACCUUUAUCUUAGUCAUGUAUUCCCAUCAAUAUCAGGCUAUACGAGUCUGAAUACCAGUUGCUGAAAAAACAUAAACAAGAGGGUACUAUUAUGCACAUGUCCUUGUGGCCACUUUGUGAACAAAAUUCUGGACAAAAUGAGCAUUUGGUCUGAUUCAGCAGGAUUUUCUUUGUGUUAUGCUUUCCUAGUUAGUUGCUUAUUGGGACAUGUCCAGAUUACGUCACUGUUUCUGUUCAUAAUUGCUUGGCUCUGUGCAUUGGGGGUAUUUUCUUAGAAAUUGUCAAGUAUAAUUAAAUGGUGCACCAUUCCUUUAGUCAGCUUCUGACAAACAUCUUAGAACUUUCCUCUUCAUAACUGCAAAUCUGCUCAUCUGUGAAACGACAGGUGCUUUUUCUUAUUUAUCUCCCUAAAAUAGUUUAUACAACUAAGCAUUUGGAGGAAUUCAGGUUACUCAUUGCUACUCCAAGGUUUGCCCUGAAGCUUCCAUAACAGUGUCCUUGCUUUCACCAUCCUUGGGGACUUCACUGCUUUUGUUUCUUACAACCCUCCACAUCCCAACUAGACAGUUGGGCCACAGUCAAACCACAAGCAAAUAAGGGAGAGUAGAAAGAAACCAGAUGGAAAUAGUGAGGGAAUUUGAAUUGGUCCUGAGGGUUCCCCAUUAAAAGUUUGCAGAGUGUCAGAACAAUCCUUUAACGUUCUCUUUCUUUUCUAGGUUUUGGUGCUUGGGAUCAUAUUUGCAGUAUGAGAAUCAAGCCAUUUCGGCGGAUGCAGGUGCCUGGUACUGCAAUAUAUAUACUGUGUCUGUGGGUGGUAAUGUAAUUCUUAAGUCCUUGCAAGCAAGGACAUUCUAUUUUGUUUCUGGGGUCUUGUGCAAAGGGUUCAUAUAUAUUCUUUGCAGGGAGAUGCGUAAACUAAACUCUCAACAGGAACAUUAGUAUUUCCUGGUGGGUUCCCCCUUUGCACAGGCCUCAAAAGUGUGAAAAGAGGAUAACUCAGUCAUGCACCCUCUGCGGCUGCUUCCAUGUGCAUGUUAAGUUGAUUAAGGUUAACUAGUUACGUGUUAAUUACCUGAACUUAGCCUCCAGGAAGUGUACCAUAGCCUUGCCACUUGCUCAGUGUCCUCAGAAACCAUUAGGUGGGAGGUGUACGUAUAACUGAACUCAUGUUUUGGGGCAUCUACUUUUGGAACUCUCUGCUUAUUGACACCAGGCAGGUGCCUUUAAUGUUUUUUGGUGCCUGCUUAAAACAUUUUUGUUUACGUGAGCCUAUCCAGACAUGUAGAUGUUGACAUCUUUUAAUCUCUUUUCCUCUUAAUUUUUAUUAUUUUUGAAUGUUUUGGUUUUUAACUGUAUUUGUUGAUAAUUUUAAUGUUUCUCGUACGCUUUUAAGAGGUUUCACAAGCGGUAUAAAAAUAUUGUUAAAUAAAAAUAUAAGUGAAGUGCUUUGAGUUCUUAAGAAUGGCAUAUAAAUAAUAAGUAGUGGACCACUUGGAGAAGAAGUUUAUCAUUUUUGUAUUUCCUUUCUUUUUCAUACUAAUGUCAUUGUAUGUCUUGAUUCUCCAUUUAUCAGAGGUUACCUUGCAUUUUGUACAUCACAAUAAAGGAGAAAAUGUCUGUUCUUGGGUCUUGUAUCCUCUUUGCUGUUGUUAAUACUGUUCCUCUUCUCUACAGGUGUGGGAUGCUUGUUCUGAGGCUAUGAUAAUCUUUGAUAAAGAUAACUUGGAAGACAUGGGUUAUAUAGUGGAGAAUGAUGUUAUCAUGUCUGCUCUAACCAAACAACUGGAUGCAGUUUCAGGUAGCAGCUACUUUCUCCAAUCUUGGUUUACAUGAAACUCUCGGUGAUUUGGGUUGAGUGGAGGCAUGUGAGAAUGGGAUACAUUUAUGUCCAUCAUAUAACUUGGGGUUAUAGCAAUCAAUUUUAGAAGUAUAGAAAUUAAAUAAAUAAUGUGAUGCUUUCUUGAAAUUGGGUCCUUUUCAAUAUGGUACAGUGUCUCUGCCCCUGGCUUAGAAAUUGGGAGGUGCCUAACCAACAGUCAAAAAAGUACUUCAAGAUAGGAAUUCGGCAACUUAGUGAGCUGUUCUGCCUGAGUAGUUUAGGAUUUUUUUGCUUCUUUGCUUCACUCAUUUGGUGACAUCAAUAUAUUGUGCCCCCAUCAGACCGCGUUGAAGUUCUUUACAGGAGCCGAGCAGUUGGCUACUCCUUGCCCCUUCCUUAUGAAACCUCUGACUCAAGCCCUUGGAUCCAAAUUGAUUUAGCAAAUGGACACAGGCUACAGACCAAACUGUUGGUAAGUAAGCCUUCAUCUUCUGUUUGGUCAGGCACUAUCUCUUCCUAGGUUCUUCUGUUGGAUUUGGUUGUAAUCUCGUGUGGUGCUACUUAAUCAGCACGAAGGGUUAUAAUGGUUAGUAGUAAAACAUGUUCAGUGUGGUUAUACUUGGAUUAACAUUGUGGUUCUAAACAGUCUUACUAGGAAGUAAUUAAACAUGAUGGCAUUCUGGGUAUAGGGAAAAGCCAUUUUUAUACAUAAAUAAGCUAUAUAUUGAAAUGCAGAGGGAAUAUUUGGGUUUCUAUAACUAGUUACUGGCUGAUUAUUCAUAAUGAGACUUGAAGGAAUUAAUUUUUAUUAAAACUGUUAAUGGGUUCUUUUAAUCUCUCUUGUCCACAGAUUGGUGCAGAUGGGCAGAACUCUAUAGUCCGGAAGGCAGCUGGUAUUCAAAAUAUUCAGUAUCAAUAUGGACAGUCAGCUGUAGUUGCUACCCUUCACUUAUCUGAGGUCAGAUCCUAGAAAAUUGGUCAUUUGGGCUGUAUCUUCUGAACAGUCAAAACAGGUGAUGGAAACUUGAUAAUAUGAAUCUGUCUUCUGGUUUUCAUGUGCCGCAGGCAACAGAUAACAACGUAGCAUGGCAGAGAUUCCUUCCAUCAGGACCAAUUGCUCUCCUCCCGGUAAAUAACUUAGUAACACUUGACUUGCCCGUUUUUUAUAUUUGUCUUUUGCCUUUCUUUGUUUAAGCGCUAGUUUGAUAUUAAAAAAAUCAGUUACUGUAUGUUGUUUUAUCUUCAUUAAUCCUCCUCUUAAAGUUAUGAACUCCUUGCACUUGUUUAGGGUGGGGGAAGUUAUUUUUUAGAGACGUAAUGGUUGGAUAUUUUGUGUUUUUAAUUCCUGGUGCUGGGUCAGCUCUCUGACACUGUCAGCUCUUUGGUUUGGUCCACGUCACAUGAGCAUGCAUCCCAACUUCAGAGAAUGGAUGAGGAAAGUUUUGUGGAUUCUAUCAAUUCUGCUUUUGUGAGUACCUUCCUCUUUUUAUUUAUGUUCUCCUAGCAAGAGGCAUGAGAAUCAAGAAGUUAGGGUGGUAUUCAAAAAAAAAAAGUUUGGGUGGUAUUCAGUUAAGUUUUGCUUAGAGUAGACCAAUGGAAAUCGACUUAAUUUAGUUAUGUUCAUUAAUUUUAGUGGGUGUGUUCUGAGUAUUUGAAUGUCACCCUUUAUUUCUAAUAAGUUGUGUGUUUAUGGUAAUUCCUGUGUAGAGGGAAUAUAUUUCUAGCAUCAGUUGGAGAUGGAACAGAUCUUUCUUUCUUUCUCUCUCUGUGAGCAAGUAGUUGGUUUUUUCCCCUUAAGAACCAGACCUUGUGAAAACAAUAUUUAUUUUGUGUAACAGUUCAGCUCACAUCUUUUGGCACACUGCCAAAUGUAGUCAUUUAUACAGUGUGAGGGGACACUGAAAAUAGUAACUAAAUUAAUUCUCCUUUAGAUAUAUCCCAUACAUAAGUUCAAGUUUUUGGCUACUGAAAUUGAAAGUGAAGUGCUGAACUGGUAUUUGAAACUCUGUCACAGUCUUCAGUAAUACAGUGGUGCCUCGCAAGACGAAAUUAAUUCGUUCCGCGAGUUUUGUCGUCUUGCGAUUUUUUUCGUCUUGCGAAGCACGGUGUCGGGAAAGUUUUGGAAAAGCUUCAAAAAUCACCAAAGUCUUUAAAAACCUCAAAAAGGCUACCACACCGCGUUCUAUGAGUUGCUCCUCGAAGUCAAGUCGCAACUGUAUUAACGGUGUUAAGAAAAAGGAAACAAACUUGCAAGACGUUUCCGUCUUGUGAAGCAAGCCCAUAGCGAAAAUCGUCUUGCGAAGCAGCACAAAAAACAAAAAACCCUUUCGUCUAGCGAGUUUUUUGUCUUGCGAGGCAUUCGUCUUGCGAGGUACCACUGUACAGAUGUCAAUCUUUAUAUUGCACCAUAUGUGGUGAUUGUUUACAUAUUUUAUACUUUAGCUUUGAAAUAUUGUGCAUGGUCAUUGGUAAUCUUGUACUGUAUUACACUGGCAAUAUAGAAGCUACCAUAGCAGAGUGGUAAUAUGAGAAGCUAUGGCCUACACGAGGGUAUCCUUUGCUGGAAUACCUCCUCAUGCCACCAUCUCCCUCUUUGAAGGUUAGAUAGAUAGUGGAAUGCUCCUCCCAUCUGAAAUGCAAAUUCUGUGUAGUCUUGCUUUUAUUUCGUGCACAAAACACGUGGAGUUAAUUUGCAAAAACCGAGGCCCUGGUGGUUGUGGACCCCACCAUAGGUUUCUUGCGAGUCCUGUAUGCAAGAUAUUUUGCGGGCAGAUGAUUAGGAGAGAAACUGUUUUAUUCUAAGAUAAGGAUUUCUUAAAACUUAGUAGAGCUUUAGUUCUGACUCUCAUACUCUUGUAAUCUAUUGGUAAUAUUAGGGUGUUGUAUAAAUAAAUCUAUCGUUAUUCAGUGGAGCAACGCAAAUCACUCUGACUUCAUUGAUACUGCUGGAUCCAUGUUCCGAUCUGCUGUCUCUCUCUUGAUGCCAUCGGGGACUGCAGCCCGUCAGCUGCCCCCAAGCGUUGCAAAAGUGGAUCCAAAGAGCCGAGCUGUGUUCCCUCUUGGACUGGGGCAUGCAACAGAAUAUGUCCAACACCGUGUGGCCCUUAUUGGGUAAUUGCACAUUGAGGAACUUUAAUGCUGUGAUAAGGGUAGAUUUGGUCUGGGAAGAGGAGUUCUUAACUGAUGGGAGUAUGCUGUUUUUAGUGCCAGAGGUUGAGAAUCUUGAGGGUAUAACAUUAAUUUUGGAGGGAUUGGUGGAUUGUGUCUGGAGAAAACACAAGUCUAGCUAAUUUAACCCAUGUCCCUAGACACUAGAAUGUUAACAGGGAUGAAUACAAAUUGUGGGAGAAGUCAGCAGGUAUCAAGUGGGGUGUUCAUUUAAGGUUCUAGUGAGGGACAAAAAAGAGCUUUUGAGUCCCAUAUAGUGAAACUCAGGCAAUACUAAUUGGCAGGGUUCUUGUGGAGUACCAGACUUUGUAACUGGCAUAAGCUGACAUUAUCCUUUCCUUUUAGGGAUGCAGCUCACAGAGUACAUCCUCUUGCAGGUCAGGGUGUAAAUAUGGGCUUUGGUGACAUAGCCUGCUUGAGGCAACUUCUCAGCGCUGCAGCAUUUAAUGGGAAGGACCUGGGUAAGAAUUUAAAACUGAAGGAAUUGAUAGCACAGGCGACUUUCAGCUUAAGCGGGGGUUACGUUCCAGGGAUAGUCAAAACACACUGGGUGCAGUGGUGGGUGGGAUUGCCAAAGUUUAUUUUCCCGGAUGCCCGCUCCCCCUUUUAAUUUUUUUGCCAUGCAGGUAAAGCUGAAGGCACACAGGUUAAAUGUGCCUAAGUUGCGAGUUACCUGUAAUACGAAAUGUCACUUCUAGGGUCUCUGCCAUUCAACUUCUUGAUGUAUGAUGUGUUUAAAGUUCUGGCUACUAGCUUUAGGAAUAACACUACCCAUUUUGGGGUAUUUGUGGCAGGAACAUUUUGUGCCCCACAUUUUGUUCUCCUAUAGACUAGGAGAAGCAUUUCUCUGAAAAUAAGAAACUGAUGCCACCAGAUUGGAGUUAAUAAGGAAAGGACAAAGCUGCAACAUGCCACCUAUUCUCAUUUACAAAAAGUUGUUUUAGAAAAUGCUAAGAUGUGCUAGUAGAAAUCCAGGGUGUUAACACGCUCUUAUGUAUUAUUUGGGUCAUGAAUAUAUUACUGUUUUCCUGCUGUGAUUUACAUGGAAUUCCAGAAUGCCAGACUAUAGAGGCAACAUAAUUCACCAUCUGGGAUGCAAUAGUACCACUGUUGUGCUGCUGCCCAUUCAACAUAUGACACAAUAUGACAAAAAAAAUCCUUGCCCAGGAUGAACUUCUUUACAUACUAUGAGUCAGCCCUGAUUGAAUAACUUUGUAGAUGGAAUCUAGCUCAUAGGUACCUGUGGUGCAGCUGAAUCACCAGUUAAUUUACUCUGGAAUAAUCUUUCUGUUCUAGGCUCUUUAAAGCAUCUACUACAGUAUGAAAGAGAGCGGCAAAAGCACAACCUAUCUCUCUUGGCUACAACAGACUUAUUAAAGAGGCUGUACUCUACAAAUAUAGCUCCUUUUGUACUGCUAAGGACAUGGGGAUUGCAAGCAACUAAUGCUGUUCCUCCAAUUAAAGUAAGAUUUUUUUUUUUGAAGUUGCUUAUUAAAUUAAGAUUAAGAAAUUUGCUUAAUCCCAAAUAAGAGUGUUGCAACUAGAGUGUAGCUUCCCUAAGUAUGUGUCUCCUUCCUAUGGCAAGGUUGCGUAGUCACUAGCAUUUAGACUAGGGCACUAAAUCUAGAGCCUAAAUAUUUGAUUAUUAUUUAUAUCUUGCCUUUCUCCAUUUGGUAGACCCAAGGUGGGUACCAAUUCAGAUGAAUUUCUGGAAUUAAACAAUUUGCUCUUCUUAUGGUUCAAGAGGGAGGAAUGGUUCCUUCUUUAUAGGAACUAUCCAAUUCCCCAGCUCUCACCUUGAGCCCCACCAGGUAUUUGUAGAGACGAAUGUAUGAACGCGCUGUAAUUUCCAAGUGCAAUGGGAUGUGUCCAAAAUGGCACAGACCUAUGGGAAACAUUUACAGUACAGUGAUAUUUGAAUUAAAACCAAACCAAUAGCCUGUAGUUUGCACUUCGGUAAUUAGGUUUGGCCCAAUUUAUUCUUUCCUAUGCCAGGUGGUAAGGUAACACACAAAUGCAGGAAAUGGGAUCAUCUUAUUUCCUACUAGGACAGCUUAGAAAAGGUAUCAUAAUUGCUGUCUUUGGUCCAGCCAUGCUAGUUCCCCCAUUAAGUGUGCUUGGUGAACAGUACUAGCGUGUCUGGAGCAACACAAAUGCCACAAGCUGACACUAUCCACGCAGACCCACAGUGCAGCAUCUGUGGCAGUCUUUCAUAUCCUGAAGGGAGGUGUGAACUGGUUAAGUAAGAAGCAUUGCCGUUUGGUGCUUAUGAGAGAUUACCCUAAAGGCUUCUGGUGUAGCCUCUCAUUUUCAGCUGGGAAGGUAUCUGCAGAGCUGAGUAGAUAUUUAUAGGAUUGCACUGUUAGUUUAUUAUGUACUUAAGAAGUGUAAAGCAAACAAAAGCUAGCUUGUGCAUGUCAUAGCUGAUGACAUUGGAGUAGAGCUCUCUUAUAUCUUAGUAAUCUUGCUUUAGAUCCCCUCUGUGCCCUGUCCGGCAGCAAAGGGUGGCAGAGCUUCAUCAGAAAUAGAAAUAACGUUCUUUCUUCUUUCUUUAGGAGCAGAUCAUGGCUUUUGCUAGCAAGUGACAUCCUUGUGACUAGGAUGAUAGUUCCUGCGUGGUUGCUGUAUACUCAUUAAUUACAAAGACUGUGUUUGAAAUGGUAUUAAAACAAAACGGGGAGCACAGUAUUGCCUUACGUUUGCCGAUUGUGGCUGGAGUUCUUUCCUCCAAGAGAACCAGCAGAUUGUUUUCUUCUAGAAUGUCAAGGUCUAUCUCUAAUCUGACACAGUACUGGAUCUGGAACUCUAAAUAUUGGCCUUGAAAACAGUAUUGUUGGAAUGAAUUUACUUGUAUCCAGUUUGAAGAUCGCAUGCAGGAUUUUUUUUUUACUGCUUCGGACAAAAGAUUCUGAGCUGCAAGCUUAGUCGGCAUCUCUUUCAGCCUUCUUGGCUGCGAAACAGAGGAGCAGAAUGUUGCUCCCUCUUCAAGACUGCACUGAUUCUCUUCUGCCUCCAAGGACUGCAAGACUGAGACUCAAGUUACAGAAUGGAGUCUGAGAACAUUUUGUUAAAAAUAUUGUUUAAUUACUAAAAUAGACAUUCAAAGAGCCCUGUCAUAGUCAUGUGCCAAACAACCAGGCCAGACAUUAUCAGUUUAAUGGCAUUACAGCACCAAGUAAUGUGAACACAACUAAUAAGUAAGGAUAUUUACGCUAUCGUCUGACAAUUUACUACUUUCAGAACUUGUCUGAAAAGAUAUUCUAAGGCUUAUCAGCACUCAACCUGCACUUGCAAUGCUACAUCUGUGGAAAUUUAUUUAAGAGGGGCUCAGUCUGCUUAACAGUUUAGCUUAACUUUUUAAAAUAGGUUUAAGCUAAACCAAAAUAAGUGUCCUUUCAACCUACAAGAUUAUGUAAAACUUAAUCUGCUUUCACUUCUGACUUCUUAAAAACUCUUAAUUUAGUACACUGUUAAAUAUGUGUUUCUUUCCUCCUCCGCCAAUUACAUAGCUGCUUUUCAACAAGGCCACCGUACAGAUCAUUAUACUGCGAAUAAUCUCAUUGCACUAGGAAAGGUAUGGGCAUUUGUGGAAGCGAGAUAGAAUUCUGUACCACCACCACUGGGAUCAUAAGAGGAAGAAACUACUUGUCUGUCUUGCGCCCUACCCGACAAACUCAACUGGUGCCCAGUUUUGGUUGACUAUAGAAAUGGUCUCUUAAUUAGCAGCAGAAGUUACUCAUCAAUCAAAACACGUAGUACCUGAAGAAAUAAAGACCCUGAAUUUUUCAAACAUAGGUUAACUUUGGUAGAGGAAGAGCAAUGCAAAGAAAAAAGAAUCUUGUGCCUGAGUUUACAAAUGAGGUUUCAGAGGAAAAGUUUAUAAUGAGUUUUAACAAACUAUGUUGCUCUGGUCCAGUACCAAACAUUUUGCUUCCAGUUUGCCAUCUUCUUUACUACUUGCCUCAUGGGACAAGAAAGCAAGGUGCAGAGAAGCUGGGCUUUGAUUUAGGGUUAUAGGGAUAAGUUGAGAAGAAUUAAUGAGUUCAGACACUUAAAAAGAGGGUAGUGCAGAAUAGUUCCUGCCAAACUAAGGCUUCCAUCAUAAUUUUCUAAUGUAUACUGAAAUAGGUAGAAAUAAAGGCUUAUACAGGGCAAUAGGAUACACAGUCAAGAGGCUAAUCCUAUGCACUUACUUGUGAGUAAGUCCCAAUGAGCUAAUAGGAAUUACUUCAGAGCAAACAUGCCUAAGAUGCACUGUAAGUGUCCCAACUUUGUAUUCUGCAGAUAUUGCCAUAAUACCUUUUCAUAUCCAGUAAGAGGGCAGUGGGCCGAAAGUGUUGUCAAAUGAGAUAUUGGGUUGGCAUGUCUUAACCUAAUUUGGUCAAGGUUUCUUUAGCAAGCGUUUACACUGUACUGGUAUAUCUGGACAACACAGAGAUGAAACACUUUGUGCAGUGGCUACCAUGUUAAGUCUCAUAUUUAUGCAGUCUGAAAUGUCCUGCUCAAACACAAUGUUUAAGGUAUGACAGCAUGUAGUGCAUCAGCUUCAGUGGUAGUCCCAUGCUGGGGUCCAGUUAACCAUACCAUUUUCCAAGGAAGUUUAUUUCAGAGGCCUUCAUUUGCAACUGGAAGGAGGCACCAGGAUGCCUUGCAUUAAAAGUUUCUUUAAGGCUAGACUGAGAAGCAAAUUAUUUAUGUCAGUUCAUCCCCAGCACUCCUCGUGGUCCUCUAAAGUAGCCAGAAAAUGCUUAUAUACAAGCCUUUGCUUGCUCUCAGCUUUAGAGAUGUAAAGAGGAGAGAAGUUUUUGGGAUGUUCCUAAAGUCUUUACCGCUAUGUUUAGCCAGCUACUUAUAUGUGAGGGUUGACAAACAAGUUUUUCCACUGACUGUCACAACUAAAGCUCCACCAGUUUCAGCAGCCCUCUUCAGGAGUCAACUAAUCUUAAAAAUCUUAACUUGUUAAAUGUCAAAGGGUUGGUAAAUGGCACACUCCGGCUUUGUUUAAAAACAACUCAUUACGUAAGCAUCUAUUUGAGAUUUGAAUCUUAAGUUUCAUGCACAAGAAGGCCUGCAAAAUAUUAUUAUGGAGGAAGAUCAAUAUUGGGAUGCAUUGGUACCAAAUGUGUACAAAUGCCUUUGCUAAAGAUGUGCUUCACCUCUGCACAAGAUCAGCUCCAAAGCUAUAAACCCAGAAUUCAGGCCCUUUGGCAUCAGUUAAGCAAUUGUACAACGAAGCACAUCUUACUACCCUAGAAGGACCCAUCUUAUUACAGCUUGGAACCACUCAGUCUUAAAGGUAACCAGUUCUACUUUGGUCUGUGUUUGGCUGUAUGCUCAUCAGAAUUGCCUUUUCUUCUUUCAAGAAAAUAUAAUAUUCUAUAGAUGAUGUUUUCUCAAUGGGAGAGUCCAAGAGAUUGCAGGAGGUGAAAGGUAGCACCUAGAGCCCAGCUUGUCUCUAUGUUGUUCACUUUCUUUGCCAGCUGUAAAAGAAGAAAAGUAAAAGAUCAAUUACCCUUGUUCCAAUACAGACAUUUUAGGCAGAGUACAUUUUUAGUGUAUAGGCUGAGUAUAUUUUCCAGUAUAACUCCAGAUGGAUAUGAUAGAAAGUACAGUUGCAGUAAAAAUAACUGCAAGUUAGAUCUCAAACAAGGAUAUCUGACUACUGGACACUAAGCAGCAUUCAAGUCAAUUUAAACUGGGAGUUAACUACUGCAACUACUUAUUAAUGAACAGUGACUUCCUGCUGUUAUGAGUUUAAAUAAUAAAAGUCUUCGUUAAAAUCCCAUACUGUUAAGUUUGAGCUGCAUUUGACUAGAAGAAAAAAACAGGAGCUGCAAAGACUUUUAACAGGUGCUGUGGGUUAAACCACAGAGCCUAGGACUUGCCGAUCAGAAGGUCGGCGGUUCGAAUCCCUGCGACGGGGUGAGCUCCCGUUGCUCAGUCCCAGCUUCUGCCAAAAGCACGUCAAAGUGCAAGUAGAUAAAUAGGUACCACUCUGGCGGGAAGGUAAACGGCAUUUCUGUGUGCUGCUCUGGUUUGCCAGAAGCGACUUAGUCAUGCUGGCCACAUGACCUGGAAGCUGUACGCCGGCUCCCUCGGCCAAUAAAGCGAGAUGAGCGCCGCAACCCCAGAGUCAGUCACGACUGAACCUAAUGGUCAGGGGUCCCUUUACCUUUAUUCUUUACCAUGCUAAAAUAAGUAAAAUGUAGAUUCACCCACCCCAUUUCACCAAAGCAUAUGGAACAAAGUACCAGUACCAACAACUAGUCAAUAAAAUAAAAUCUUAAACCGAGGCUUCUUUCAACCAUUUUUACUUGCCUGUAAAACUGUACUGUCUCCAAAUCCAAAUCCUUCUUUUAAUAAAGCUGUAAUGUAACUGAGAUCCAUACAAAGGAAAGGACUGGCAGAGCUGUAGCUGUCCAGAUUGUCACAUACUUCAAAGAAAAAAUUGAGAAGAAUAGUCACCAGUAUUGGAGUAAGUGACUCCAAAAUAAACAGUAUUAUCACAAAGACUAUUAAAUGUAAUUCUAGCUGAAUGCGAACCACAACUCGGACAUGUAUGAUCCUAUAGGUCAUUCCACAUUUGUUCAUUCCCACCUGUGCUACACUUGUGCAUAAAUUAGUUUCAAAUGCUGCUUUAGGAGCAUUCGAGAACAAGAACCAUGGAAAAUGGUGCAAGUGCAAUAAUAAACCGAGUUGGGAGCCAUCACUCUUCUACUUGUUCCCAAUCCCUUAAUUGUUUAGUAUAUGUUUUUAGCUACUCCAAAGCAGAAUAUUUUCUACCUGGAAGAGAGAGGAACUUGCUGGCCAUAUUAAGACUGUGCACUUUAAAUGGUUCCUAAAUAUAUAUACACGUGAAUGCACUUUAUUGGAAUACAUAAUCUAUGCAAGUAUAGUGGUACCUCGGGUUACAGACGCUUCAGGUUACAAAUGCUUUGGGUUACAGACUCCGCUAACCCAGAAAUAGUACCUCAGGUUAAGAACUUUGCUUCAGGAUGAGAACAGAAAUCGUGCAGCGGGAGGCCCCAUUAGCUAAAGUGGUACCUCAGGUUAAGAACAGUUUCAGGUUAAGAUCAGACCUCCAGAACGAAUUAAGUUCUUAACCCGAGGUACCACUGUAGUUGAAAUGCUUGUGGACUGGCUGACUUGCCCUUAUAAAAUCAUAGACUCAUAGAAUUAUAGAGUGAGAAGGGAUCCCGAGGGUCAUGGAAUGCAGGAAUUUUGCCCACAGCCAUCCUUUGGUGGGCUCAAACCACCAACCUUCUGGUUAAUAGCCAUGGUUGUUUCAUGGCUAUUCCAUAGUUGUUCUCUGAAUUCAAACGUGCAGAGUGAAUUCCUAAUUUCUUAAGCAGUUACUCGGAAACCUGCUUUAUUCUGAUCAAACCAUUAGCCUUACCUUGUCCCUAAACAACAAUGGUCUGAUAUUUCAAAUGUCAGUGAGUGACUAAAAUACACCCUCACAUGGCACUAUUUCAAAGUGACAUGACUACUGCUCCAUUAACUGGAAGUACCCUAAUUCAACUCUCAGAGUACAUUUUACCUUCUUUGGCUUUUCUUCUAAAGUCUUCCACUUUGAGAACACCGCCUUUCUCAUAAUCUGAAAUGUCAAAAGAUAAGGGUCAUCCUCUGGCUACGAGAUACAGUGAAAAACUGAUAAAGCACUUAUCUCUGUGGCAAGUGUAGUAGUCUACCCAACACAAGUUAUAGCGGGAUUUCCUGAUCAAUUUAGGAUGGCAUGGGAUGCUGAUAAUAAAAAACCCCAAACAUUUAAAUGAGUUACAAUGUGGUGUUUGGCAGAUUCAGAUAUGGUCCUUAAAGCCAUGGUUUUCACAUUUUCUUCUCACAGAUUUCCUUUCCAUGCCAACUGGUCUAUGAAGGAAGCCGUUUGUGUCUGCCACGGAACCCCAAUACGUAAAACAGCUAAUGCAAAUAGUCUGUUUACCCAGAGUCCUGUCACUGGCCUAUGGAACAUACCCUUGGUAGGUGGACUGACUAGGAAAGAAAUACAGCAAACAUUAAUGACAAACAUUUAAGUUGUCAUUUAAACAUUUAAUGUUUAUUUAAUUUAAAACAAGUUAAACAUUUAAGCACUAGCUUCAACUCAGAUCAUGGGCACCAGUAUAGCAUUUAUGGGCAAAGCAGCAAACUUAUGGACUUCUGGUGCCCACAAAGACUGCCCCCCUGCUUACUGCCCCCUUUGUCAUGAAGCGAGGAGGAGGAGUUCCUCCUUCAUCCCUACCAAGGCCUGUAAAACAACAAGCAUGUACAAACACAUAUUUUGUUGGGAGAGAUGCAACUAGAGGGGGUGAUAGCUACACACACACACACACACACACACACACACACACACACACACAGGGAGAGAGCUCAAAACGUGCCCAUCAACCCAAAAAGGCUGGUGACCCCGUGAGCCAUGAUAGCCUGGCAGUGGCACCUGCCCAACCAACUGUGCUGCUGCUUUCAUUCUCCACAGGAGUGAAUGAAAUAACACCAAUCAUUUAUACAGAAGGAAGCAUGCAAAAACACUCCUUUAUUGUUAAGGCUCUUCCAGAGGUUAAAGGAAUUCUGUUCUAAGCACUACGUUUGCACUAUCCUCAACCAUCUGCAGCCACACUUUAAUCCAUCCUCAUACAACUGAAAAGGGGAAGGCACGUUUUAAAAGGUUCAUAAAGUGGUGCUGGCUGCAUUGCUCAUGCUUGUGAUAUUCAAUAGGUGCCAGUGACAUCUGGUGCAACCACAUUCACAAUGGAUACACUAUCUGGGCUGGGGGAAUCAUAUUUCUCCAGGUACAAUAUAUACUUCCAGUGCUUACCAUGCCGGGAUAAUAAGAUAUUCCUGCAACAAAUGAACGACCCAUGUGCAUUCAUUGCAUGAAUAGAGGAGCAUCUGGAACGGCUCAUCGAGUCCCAUCGUGUAGGUGACUGACUGAAAGAAGGGCAUUCAUUCCCCAAGGGUCAUAGAGCUCAAGCAAGAUUUCAAAUGUUUGCUAUUCACCUAUCAGGGCGGUGUCCACAGCCCGAUCGUAAUAAUAGGAAAAGGCAUAGAAGGAGCUGUGCCGAAUCUCAUCUGGUUGAUGCAGUUUUCCCUUUACCACCUCCAACACUUCAGAAUAGCAAGGUUCAAAUCCCGUUUCUCCUGGCAGGGUAAACACACAAAGGUAAGUUCAACAUGUCAUGAAUCCCAUUGCAGAUAAGUGCAGAAUUGCUAACAAUGAAAUUAAGGAAAGUGCAACAGUUGUAAAUGGUCUUUCUUGACAGCUUUGCAAUAUUGGCACAGCCUGGGCACAUUCCCAUCUCUAUCCUUACGCUUUAUGAUUAUACAUUGUUUUUUAAAAACAAACAAGCAAACCCUAGGUGAUGGGGAAAGGGGUCCUCUACCCGAAAAGGACUCUCUUACAACUGUGAACAUACACCCAAUAUUAAAUGCCGUAGAUGUCAGGGAAUUAUGCAAGGUAACCUUAUUGUGAGCCUUGUGAUCCAAAUACAGUAAUGGAGAUUUUAAUGGAGCAGAAGUGACUCAUUUGCCUGGUUUGCACACCACACCGAGACAAACCAUGGCUUAGCACAAACGUGUUGGUUUGGAGAAAAGAUGGUGGCUGCUUUGCUCGUUCCCUGAUUGUUUUGCAUCUGUUCCACGCCGAGCUAACCCAUGGCUUACCAUGUCCAAAACUGGGGUUGUGAUUCAGCUCUCCUGGACAAAACUUGGUUAGAAUUUGUGCUUAGUCUGGACAACACUAAACCACAAGCCUGGGUUGAGACGACACCCUAAGCCAAACCGGUUUAACUCAAGCAGAGCAUGGAAGCAAAAUGACUGGCUGUGAUCUCUGGGAGCCCACUCACUCGGGUCUUUGUGCUAAGCUUCCAUUUGGCUUAGCAUGAUAUGCAAACAGGGCCACAGUGGCCAGAGAAGAAAGGAAAUGCUGUCUUCCUGGACCUAAAAUUUAUGUUCUGUGCCUGCUGCAAUCUGAAAUGGAAACUCAAUAAAUAUUAGAAAAAAAGAAUGUCCGUUGCUAUUGCCUGUGCAAAAUAGCUCAGGUCUUAUCUUGACACCUCUUCCUGACUAAAGCCACUGUGUCUUCACGAAUCUCUGACUCAUCUCCCAGCUUUCUCUCUUCUCUGUCCUUAAAUACUAGGUUUUAAUAAAAAUAGGUAUUCCUUUAAUCCACGAUUUAAGAACUUCCUGUUUUCAAUAAAUCAAAUCCAGAACUGGCCUAUCUUCUACGGGUCAGUUUUGAAAGAUGAUCACACUCCAAGCGAGCAAAAAGGGGAAAUGUUUCCAUGCGGCUGCAAGCUGCGCCUGCAAAGAAGUAUUAUGCAGUGCUUUCUCUGCCACAAGCAAGCCCUGCUUGUGGCAGGGAUAGGUAAAGGGACCCCUGACCAUUAGGUCCAGUCAUGGUCGACUCUGGGGUUGCGGUGCUCAUCUCGCUUUAUUGGACGAGGGAGCCGGCGUACAGCUUCCGGGUCAUGUGGCCAGCAUGACUAAGCCGCUUCUGGCGAACCAGAGCAGCGCACGGAAACACCGUUUACCUUCCUGCCGGAGUGGUACCUAUUUAUUUACUUGCACUUUGAAGUGCUUUCGAACUGCUAGGUUGGCAGGAGCAGGGACCGAGCAACGGGAGCUCACCCCGUCGCGGGGAUUUGAACCACCAACCUUCUGUUUGUUUGUUUUUUAAAUGAUAUUUAUUACUUUUUUAACAUUUCCAACACAAACUAAAAAAGAAAAAAGAAAGAAAAGAAAAAGCAAUGCAAAUACAAUACACAAACGCUACAUGAACUAAAAAAACAAAUAAAAACAAGCAAAAACAGUUUAAAAUCACCUCAAACAUUUUCAAUAUCUUAUAUUUCAUUCCCUUAUUUCCAGCGGCCUCCUCCCACCUCCCUUUUUGUAUUCCACUUCCAUUAUUUGUUUCAGCAAUUCCUUUCCAUCUUACUCUGUUUUCUGUUCUAUAAUUAUCUUAACACAUUCUUGCCAUACUUUUCCUUUAAUUUUCUAUUAAUCUAUUUAUACCUAAUUCCUUAUGACAUUUCUACUAAAGCCAUAUAAUUUCAUUCCAACAUUUUUCUAACAUUCCUUAAUUUUACAAUAUCUCUAUAAAUGGUCUUUAAAUUUCUUCCAAUCUUCUUCCACCAACUCUUCACCCUGGUCUCGGAUCUUGCCAGUCAUUUCCGCCAAUUCCAUAUAGUCCAUCAAUUUCAUCUGCCAUUGUCCAACACUUCAAUGUUUGAACCGCCAACCUUCUGAUCAGCAAGUCCUAGGCUCUGUGGUUUAACCCACAGUGCCACCUGCGUCCCUUUGUGGCAGGGAUGGCUUCAUUCAAAACUUCUGUUCCGGAGUCUCUUGAGUGGAGCCAAUCCCAGAAGAUCUGGUAUUCAGGACCAAGUUUAAAGAUAUUGAAUGCAAGCCCCACUUGCAGGCAAAUUAGUGCACUUUAACACUCCUUGUUGUUCCUUUGCAGCUACAGCUGUACUACACCUGAUGUCGUAGGAAGUCACAUGUGGGGUAAGUGAAUAUGGCCUGGGGUAAAAUGCCUCAUAGCUUAAAUUGGGACUGCUGGCCUCCAGGCUAUAGGUUCCCCACCUGUGCCCUAUGAAUUUUAUUUAAAAUAGUUACUUAAAAAAGAAAACCCUCCAAGUGUAAGUAGCAAAAUGUUUAGAAGUGGGGAGCAUACAACAUAAAAUUCACAUCAAGCAAAUAAAUUAUGGCAAUGGACAGCUUCACUGAGAUUCAGAUCAAGGAUUCCCAGAUGAAAUAAGAAUACAAGAGACCGGCCAUGUUACUUCAGUGGGACAAUAUACUCCAACGAGCACAAUCAAUGGCUUUUCAGCUGAAGAUCUGUUUCCUGAUCAUUAUUAUUUCUGGCUGGGUCUAAACCAUUUCAAGCCAUUACCCCAGCAAUAAGCUCCCUGGGACCAGAAGAUAGAUGAUAGAUAGAUAGAUAGAUAGAUAGAUAGAUAAAAGUCAGAGGAGCAGCAACAGUCUUGGGAAACUUUAUCUCUCUAACUUACCUUCUUUGUUGCCACCAUACUGGUAUUUCACUCCCCCAAAGUGCCAUUCUGCCUCCAGCUGUUUUGGCAAACAUGAACUUCGGAACGUCCGUCCAUCUGAUGCUAAAGAGAAUAUAGAUCGGGUGAAAUCAAUAAUGCUUAUGUUUUUCAGUACCCUUGGUACUUGAAGGAAAAGGAAGUUGGGAAAAGUUCAAAUGCCAAAGUCCAUUUAUAGAAGAAAAUCAAGUUUUUUCUUGUUUCCCCAAAUAGGAAGCUCAGUCCACUAGACCAGGAGUAGCUAAUCUUUGGUCUUCCAGAUGUUGGUGUACUGUAGUUCCCAUCAAUCCUGACCACUGGUCAUGCUGGGUUGUUGGAGCAGAUGGGUGUUAGAAUUCAACAACAGCUGGAGAGCCACACAUUUCUCACCCCUGCACUAAACUCUAUGUAGGCAGGUGGGUCCUGUAUAGACAGGUAGGUGAAAAAUGGAAGAGACAGAUACAGGUUGAGGAAUGCUUCUGCUCCCAGCCAAACUGGACUAAAAAUGUAUAGAUGGGGCAGCAAUGUACAACACCGGGAUGGAGGCCAUGAAACUUAAGUGUAUUCUGGGUGAGUUGGCAUUAUAAUGGGAUGUGAAAAUGAUAAUAGCUGUACGUGCUACUCAAAGGGUCUUGAUAUUAAUAUGUUAGUGGACUCCUAGGCCAGGCUUCCUCAAACUUGGCCCUCCAGAUGUUUUUGGCCUACAACUCCCAUGAUCUUUAGGCAGCAGGACCAGUGGUCAGAGAUGAUGGGAACUGUAAUCUCAAAACAUCUGGAGGGCCGAGUUUGAGGAAGGCUAAUCAAAAGGAGGAGACGAUACUUAGAAGGUUCUCAAGUAGGAAGAGCAUCCCCUGAACCCAAAUUUUUUCACAUUCGAGCAAAACAGGAAGCUGAGUUGCUGAACCGUUUAAAAGAGCUGAAGUAGUAUAUCUACUGUUUAGAAUGUAGAUCGUAAUCAUGGUGCUUGUUUGUUUGUUUGUUUGUUUGUAAUCACAACCCAAACUCACCUCCACCCAAAGGCUUGGUUUUAAUAAGCAGUUACCCACCACAAAGGGCAGCUACAAUUGCUUUCCACAAUUUGGCUCCUCUUUGAGUUUAUCUUUCAGCUGGCUUGUAUAAGCCUACAGAGUGCCAUGUUACCUGUCUCAGUGACAACAGAAUCUCAUUAAAAGGAAAAUGCACACCAGGAAGGGGAUAAAGAGACAGUCAGCCUGUCAGAAGCUGGUCUAGGACCAUUUCCCAUUAGAAUUCUGAACAGGACAAAUUCUAGGGACUGGAUGAAUCCACUUAGCUGGAUGAACCCCCCCCCCCCGAGUCCAUCCACACACAAAAACACAAAGCUAUUCUGUCUGACUGUACCUUCCAUUUCCAGGGCUCCCAAUGUAGCAAGCCGUGCAGCCUUCAGACCAAACCCCAAAUAGCUGUAAAAUGAAGAAGGCCAAACAGCACUUGGUUAAAGUCGGAGUUCAUCCUAUCCCACUUACAAGACUAGGCAAUUUUAUGAACAAGGAUAUAAGAUCAAUACUCUGCUAAAACAGCCUCCUCCUUGCUAAGCCCAUGUAUGAAAUGUUAGCAUGUGGCUCUUUACAGUAAUCCACAGACUACCUGUUUAUUAUAAUGAGAAUAAAGACACAUGUGGGGUUGUGAUAACUAGCAAGAGAUGCGAUGCUGACUUCAGAAUAAGCAAUACAAAUUAUUAAGGCAAUAUUACAUCUGGCAAAUACCUAACAGUGUCCUUAAAAAUAGUCAUUUGCAUAGAACUGCCUCACUCACCUGUGUGUGUAGAGCUUGUAAGUGCUGUUGAACAUUUCAAAUGAGGUAAGGAAAUCUACUGGUGUUUGCUCUAGGGUUUCCUAAAAUUAGGAUAAUGAAAAAGGUUUCUUCAGUGACUUUAAAAUUUCAAGAUACAUUUGUGUAACAUUAGUACAGCAUAUAACAUUCACACGAGUCUUGAAGAGACAAGAGAAUUUUGAUAAUCUUAAGCUAUUAAUGUUCAGAAAACAUCUGCUCUACUGUAGUAAGGAAGAAAAUCUUCUAUGAAGGUUGAUAAUGAAUGUAGUCACAGUCAUAAAUUGAUGAUGCUGGAAAGCUCACAAUAAGGAAAAAAGGUAAAGGACCCCUGGAUGGUUAAGUCCAGUCAAAGGCAACUAUGGGGUUGUGGCGCUCAUCUCGCUUUCAGGCCGAGGGAGUUGGCGUUUGCCCACAGACAGCUUUCCGGGUCAUGUGGCCAGCAUGACUAAACCGUUACUAGUGCAUUGGGACACUGCAAUGAGUGCCAGAGCACAUGGAAAUACCGCUUACCUUUCUGCUGCAGCGGUAUCUAUUUAUCUACUCGCACUAGUGUGCUUUCGAACUGCUAGGUCAGAAGCUGGGACAGAGCAACGGUAGCUCACCCCGUUGCGAGGAUUCGAACCGCUAACCUUCCGAUUGGCAAGCCCAAGAGGCUCAGUGGUUCAGACCACAGCACCACCCACGUUCCCUGGUCAGAAUAUACGUAUGAUAAUAAGAUACAGGCACUACUUUAAAGAACAAGCUGCAACAUUUUGGAAGUCACAGCUUGAAAAGCAACAUUAUCAAAUGCAUACCAUUUCACAUUAUUUCUGGUAUUUAAAACACUUUUACAAAGAAGCCUAACAACCUAAUGAAUAUUAUUAUAAUAAUUUCAUAAUAACAAUAAUUUAUUAUUUGUAUCCCGCCCAUCUGACUGGGUUGCCCCUGCCAGAUUAAAGCAGCCUAGAUCUAAAUGAAAUAAAACAUGAAAUAAAUAGGACACCUGCACCAAAUUAUCCAACAUUUGGGCAACCUCGAGAUUCCUCACCUCUCGCUGUGGCAGGAAUGUGAUCUGGGUUGAGGCUCCUCCCAGAUCCAGGGUCCCCACCGUCUGCUGAUUCCGGCCAUACAACUGCCCUGCAGGGAACAUUGAAGAAGUUCAAAGACUACCCACAUGCCCAGAGAGUUUCCAUGUUAUCUAUUAUUUGCAGCCCUGAAUGGAUUUCAGCAGCAGAGUCUUCUGAAAAUUUGCACUAUAAAUAUCCAACUACCUACUCAGUUUUUACGGAACAGACUCUAUCCAAGCCUCAAAACUGAAAUCACAAAGCAGUAAUUACCUGUCAAAAAGUUCACAGUGAUCCAGGCUAGUAUACCUGCAAAAAGGAAGGAAAAGUAACUGAAAUCUAUCUUGAGACCCAAAUGCAAUCCAGAAAGAUAUCCACUGCUGCUAGAUUUCCACCUCUAUCACUGUUCAAGCAUAAUCUCUUCCAAUCCUUCCCUAGGUUUUGAAUAUGUUCUAGUCUCCACCCCCAUCAGCCUUCACUGUUUUCCAUUUGAGACCUUCCACAAUUCCGCUCUUGAAAUAUAUUUGACUUCAUUUCUAACCCACAAAAAAUGUAUUAUCCUUACUCUUAGUGGACAUGCUUAACAGGCUUGUCAGCUUAGGGACAAUUCACUUGACCACUUUGGCAUGUUGAACAUGUGAGGGGGAUCCAGGCUGAGUUUAGCGCGCAAUAAGUAUGGUGGGAUAGCUUUGCACUGCUCACUGUUUCCCAUCUCAGAAAAUAUUUUGGCUUGCAAAUGUGCAGGCAGGGACUGUGCUCUUUUGCCUGUACUUCCCAAUAAGUAACAAACAAUAAUUCACUGUUCAUCACAAAGGUAUGGAAAGUGAGUUGAAGAUCAUUUGGUAAAUGUAGGCUGACUGAAAAACCAUGCUUGUGAGGAAACAGAAAACCUCUACUCCAGCUGUCAUUGUUAGUCAGAUUAGGGGUAGGAAAUCUCAGGCUCAGGGGCCAAUGCAGCCCUCCAGGCCUUUCCAUCUGGUCCACAGAACCCUACCAGGUCAUGCCCCAUCCAUAGGCCACACCUCUCUCCAGCCCUGUUCCACGUCCUCUUCCACUGCUUUUCCUUCACCAAAAGACUAUGUCCCUGACCUUUGACAAUGCCAGUUGUUGAGACUGGGGCAGGGGUGCGCAUAAAGACCUCUGACAAUGUAGCUGACUGUACAAAGGUAAAAGUCUCACCUGUCGGGCAACAUACUUUUGUCUCCAACCCUGCACAUCUCUGGCAUACAGGGGCUCCCACCCCCCUGGGCUAGAUACACUUAAAACUAUUUACUCACUAUGCCAGUUUGGCUACUUGAAUUUGUCCUUUGCUUGAGUUUCUUCUAAUUGCAAACUAUGUGACUGCUUUCCAUCUAACAGUACUUGCAUUAUGAAAUGUUGCCAUUAAAACCAAGGAGACUCUUUGCUUUCCUGUGUAUGGAACCUAAUUCUCCUCUAGAAACUUAAAGCGUCUCUUUGGGACUAAGAAAGAUAUUGUGGUUUGGCCACUGUGAUACCAGCAAUAUUUUACCUUUCAUUUGGCACUGGGGAGAUGCUACUCCUUCCCUCUUGCUUCUGUGGUUAUUCUUCCUCACUUGAUCCCCUCCCUUUUCUUUCUCCAUGAACUCACCUCCAUUCCUUCCCAUUUUCUGCCUCCCAGGACCCACCUUCAUAAGAUCCAUCCAUGAUGCUAACACUGUUAUCAGGAACUAGAAAUGGUGACUCCUCAAAGACCGC